GCGGCCGCGGUCACGUGACCUCGUGCUGCGGGGAAGAUGGCGAUAUUCAGUGUGUAUGUGGUGAACAAAGCGGGCGGUCUGAUCUACCAGUGCGAUAACUACGUGCCGAGGACGGAGGUGGAGAAGACGUUCAGCUUUCCUCUAGAUGUGGUCUUAAAGCUUCACGACGAGAAGGUCGUCGUGUCAUUCGGCCAGCGGGACGGAAUACGAGUGGGCCACGCUGUUCUCGCCAUCAACGGGGUGGACGUGAGCGGCCGGUGCACAGCAGAAGGGAAGGACAUCCUGGAGUACCUGCAGGAACCUUCACAUUACCCGCUGGCUAUACGCUUUGGCAGAGCGAGACUCACUUCCAAUGAGAAGCUGAUGUUGGCUUCAAUGUUCCACUCGCUGUUUGCCAUUGGUUCCCAACUGUCCCCUGAGGUAGGCAGUUCGGGUAUUGAAAUGCUGGAGACGGAUGUAUUUAAACUACACUGCUUUCAAACACUCACAGGUAUUAAGUUCAUUGUGCUGGCAGAUCCUCGACAGUCUGGCAUUGAUGCGCUCCUGAGAAAGAUCUAUGAAAUCUAUUCAGAUUUUGCCUUAAAGAAUCCUUUCUACUCUUUAGAGAUGCCUAUCAGAUGUGAACUCUUUGACCAAAAUCUGAAGAGUGCUCUAGAAGUAGCAGAGAAGGCCGGAACGUUUGGACCAGGCUCCUGAGCUGAACUCUGGAACAGGAACAUCACAACGUACCACAUAACUGACUUUUUUUCCUUCUUCUUUUUUGAUCAGCAAAGAACUGUAUAUAUGGAUUAUAGUUGCUGGUGUGUGAAUGAUCUGAACCAUCUAACCAAAAAAGGGUAGCUGCUUUUCAGGUGUGCUGCACCUUGUGUGAGUUAAUGAAGGCAGACAGGGAGAGGUACUAUCCUGCUUCCUUUGCUGCUUGUUGAAUAUUAGAUUUUGUUUUAUUGGCAUCAAGAAAAUAUUUAUUUAUUACAUUAAAUGAUAAACAUCAAUCUA
This is a messenger RNA of Electrophorus electricus (electric eel), 996 nucleotides long. It is a transcript of the gene trappc4, whose product is annotated as trafficking protein particle complex subunit 4. Gene Ontology annotation, cellular component: TRAPP complex. NCBI's taxonomy places the organism in Eukaryota, Metazoa, Chordata, Actinopteri, Gymnotiformes, Gymnotidae. Gene Ontology annotation, biological process: endoplasmic reticulum to Golgi vesicle-mediated transport. The record is from RefSeq and is a predicted model, not a curated record.